AUGUCAAUGCCGAUCUCAGGAAUGGGAAUGUCAGCCGGGAAAACAUUAUAUAGGGUAGGUCCUGAAAUGGAUCCUUGCGGUACUCCUGAUGUUACUGGACUCAUCGGGUUAACAUUUUACCUUAUCCUGGUAAAUUUAAUUGCAAACAGUUUAGGAACUGAAUUGGAUGACGCUAAUGCGAAAUGUAAGGAUCUGGACGCCUACGAUCGUUUCGCAUCCGAAUCUAAACCUAAAAGUUACUACGAAUGCAAUGCUCUCCACGUUGCUAAUUUGAUACCCUGCAAAUAUGAGCUAACAUUCGAUGCAGCGACAAAAAGUUGUACUUGGUCGAACGAUGUUUCCAAUACUGAUAAGCCUACGGACGAUAAUUGUGAAGGCACCCCAUCAUCAGGAACAGCUUGUGCUUCUGGAAAAGAAGUAUUUGAUGCAAUGAUUGAUAAAUGUGUUCCAUUGGGUACCUAUUACUGUGAAAAAAAUGAAAAAAUUCCGGAUUGCAGCGCUGAAGCAUUUAAGGACAAGUAUAUCGCCGAUAAAGGAAACUGCGGUGGCUAUUAUUAUUGCGAUAAGAACGGAAAGCGCUACAAAGGAGAAUGCCCCAAAGGGUACCUUUUCAAUCCAGCAGAUCAAGUAUGUGCUCAUGCAGAUGCUCUCAAGUGCAAAGAAGUCGUUGUUUCAACCGGCGAUAACUCCGUAGGCGAUGACUGGUCUCAGGUUUGUGGAAGUACCAAAAAUAGUUUUAUACCAGAUGACAGGCUGUGCAACGCCUAUAUCUAUUGCGAUGCAAAGGGUUCACCAAGGCAAGAUUUCUGCCCAUUCGGAACAUAUUUUGUAAACGGAAGCUGCGUUAAAACCGCACCAAGUACAUGUACUUGUGAAAUUUAUUUUGAAGAGGAUGAUACCGCAGGAACGGGAACUGUAGCGCAACAGGAUAAGAAACUUGUCUUCCUUUGGCUGGCCUUGGCAAUCGCAUUCGCUAAUAGUGAAACUACACAAGAAGAAUAUGAUGAGAGGUGUGCAGUCCUGAAUCCCUACGACCGUAUAAAAAAUGAUGACUACUGUCAAAAGUACAUUGAGUGCAAAAAGGACAAGACAGCGCUAAUAAAGGAUUGUCCUUUUGGUUUAGCUUAUGAUGAGGAUACAGCAAGCUGCAUCUGGAAAAGCGACGUGGAUGGUUGCGGAGGCGGGACGCCAAUUGCUGAUCCUGGAUGCGACGCGCCAAGUGGCGAGACCUGCACUGGCAGCUGGGAUUAUAUGCGCAACAAAUGCGUCGAAAAGGGUACAUACGUUUGUGAGGACGGUAAAUCUAUUCCGAAAUGUUCUGAUCCUGACCGCGAUUACACCGGGAAUUUCAUAGCCGAUAAAGAAAACUGUGCUGGAUACUUCUAUUGUGAUGAGAACAAUGUACGCUACAAAGGCACUUGCGAGAGUACAUAUUAUUUCGACCCUGAAACUCAAAUGUGCGAAUACAAGGACAAUCCUGGACUGAAAGAUUGUGAACCAGUUUUGAAGUCACCACCAUCAUCCUCUGAACCUAGCGACAUCGACUGGGACAAUGUGUGCGAAGGGAAGAAAAAUAAAUUCGUCGUGGACCCUAGACUCUGCAACGCCUACAUAUCUUGUAACGCGGAUGGGAAACCAACCCAAAACUUCUGCGUCGCAGGAAAGUACUUCAGCAAUGAAAGUUGUGUUACGACCAAACCCAGCACAUGCGCUUGUGAAACCUUCUUAAAGGCAGAUCCAACUGUCACUUAUGAAGAGUAUCUUCCACAUACGAAUGAGAAAAAGUUUUAUAUCUGUACCGAAGGUGACCGUAAAGUGCAUGAAUGUCAGGGAAAUUCAAAAUACGAUCCGAAGUCACAGAGUUGUGCAAUUUAAUAUCUUUUGCAAAAUAACAUUUGUUGUUGUUGGGCCGAAAUAUUAUGAUUAAAUAAAUAAAAUAAAUAGUUU
Molecule: messenger RNA, 1947 nt
Organism: Hermetia illucens (black soldier fly)
Lineage: Eukaryota; Metazoa; Arthropoda; Insecta; Diptera; Stratiomyidae
Exons: 3
Coding region: 1-1875 (624 amino acids)
Cellular component (GO): extracellular region
Molecular function (GO): chitin binding
Source: RefSeq, a predicted model, not a curated record